Molecule: messenger RNA, 1691 nt
Organism: Solanum lycopersicum (tomato)
Lineage: Eukaryota; Viridiplantae; Streptophyta; Magnoliopsida; Solanales; Solanaceae
Product: zinc transporter 6, chloroplastic
Biological process (GO): zinc ion transmembrane transport
Cellular component (GO): plasma membrane
Molecular function (GO): zinc ion transmembrane transporter activity
Source: RefSeq, a predicted model, not a curated record
GUAAAUUUGCACAAUGACAUAUUUGUCUAUGAAAAAAGAAGUUGUCUUAUCACUUAUCGUACAUUUUCGAUAAAUUUUUGUCAUAAAAUUUUAGAUACAUAUUUAUUUUUGAAUCAUUAAUUUCUCUAUUUCCACACUUAUUAUCCUACAUGACUGAUUCUUUCCAUGUCAAUUUCAAAACUAAAACCCAAUCCUCUCUAUACCUGAUCAAAUAAACAAAUAUUAACCUUAAUUCUUAACAAAUUAAUAGUGUCCUCAAAUGACAAUCGUAUAAAUACAUUAAUCUUACUAAGCCAUAACUUUAAAAUAAAUCUAAUAAUUCAAGUGUCUAAAUAAAAUAUAACGACGUAAUAAAGUAUUUGCACAAAUCCAGUCAAAAGUGCCAACAAUGGAAAUCACACACAAAUACCACUAAAUUCCACAAAAGCACCACAAGUAAUCCUAAUGCAAACUUGACAAAACAAAACACUUCCUCAUGCUCUCCACUUUCUUUACGAUCCUAAAAUAAAGCCAUUUCUCAUUUACUAUUUUUAGUGAUACUACUACUUCCAACAUAUCAUUCAAACGAAUUAAAUUUAUAAUACGAAUUCAUAAAUUUUAAAUUCUGAAACUGACCUGUGUACACGAAUAUGGCUUUGUGUGUGAUGGAUACCGCGCGAGCUUUAGCAUGUAGAGAUGGAAAUGCAGCAACAAAUCUCAAACUCAUUUCGAUAUUCGUCAUUUUCUUCACUAGUGUAAUCGGAAUAACGCUGCCGGUUUUUUUAGCCCGGUUUUUAUUUCACGGCAAACCGGUUCACGAUAAAGCGAUUUUAAUAAUCAAAUGCUUCGCCGCCGGCGUGAUUCUCUCUACCUCGCUUGUUCACGUUCUUCCCGAUGCAUUCACUGCACUUUCCGAUUGUCAAGUUACUUCCCGUCAUCCAUGGAAGGAUUUUCCAUUUUCCGGUCUGGUAACUUUGAUCGGCGUAUUAACGGCGUUGUUAGUCGAUUUAACGGCGACUUCUCAUGUAGAAAGCCAUCAGAAUCAGGCCGGAGGAUAUACGGCGGUUGGGGAUAGUGAAGAAUUAGGGAUUUUGAGUAAGAAAAUUGACGUUGAACAGCAACAGAGAGAGGCAGAGGAAUUGGUGAAAUUGAAGCAGAGAUUAGUAUCGCAAGUUUUGGAAAUUGGGAUAAUUUUUCAUUCUGUUAUAAUUGGUGUGACUUUAGGGAUGUCGCAGAAUCAGUGUACGAUUAGACCUCUUGUGGCUGCACUAUCUUUUCAUCAAAUUUUUGAAGGGAUGGGCCUCGGAGGUUGCAUCGCUCAGGCGGGGUUUAGCUUUGGAACAACAGCCUAUAUGAGCUUCAUGUUUUCAGUGACUACACCAAUGGGUAUAGUAUUGGGGAUGAUAGUUUUCUCAAUAACAGGAUAUGAUGAUACAAGCCCAAAUGCAUUAAUCCUUGAAGGUUUAUUGGGAUCUUUAUCUUCUGGUAUACUAAUAUACAUGGCUUUAGUUGAUCUUAUUGCUCUUGAUUUCUUCCACAACAAAUUGAUGAGUGGACAACCAUUCUUGAAAAAAGUAUCUUUUAUAGUUCUUGUUCUUGGAUCUACAUCUAUGUCAAUCCUUGCUCUUUGGGCUUGAAAAUAUAUAGUGCAAUUUAAUAAACUUGUGUAUCCUUUGUUUUACUUGAAAUAUGUAUUCAGUGUAAUUCUAUAA